AUCAAAAAAAUGCAGAAUCUAUCGAAAAGAUGCAGAAGUACUUAACUUGCCAAAAAUAAAAAAUACAGACAAGUUCACCCUGCACAGACAUUGAUGAGAAAAGAUUGCAGAAUGCCGCAAGAUAGACAUGACGGACAAAAUCCACAAGCUACAAGUUUUUAUCAUCAUGAAAAAAUCCUUCAGGUGGCAUUGGCUAUGGUCUCGCUGAGAGAUUUUUGAAAUCUGGUUCUCAAGUAAUAAUCACUGGACGACGAGAGGAUCAGCUCAAAGAGGCGAAAAGAAAACUAAACUCAGACAAACUCGUUUAUCAUGUUGGAGAUGUUGGUCAGGAAGCUGAUCGUGUCAAACUGUUUCAAUGGGUCACGAAAGAGUAUCCAAAAGUUAAUGUAUUGGUGAACAAUGCAGGUAUUCAACGGCGAGUCAGUUUUCUUGAUGACACUGAAACACCGUGGAAUGAACGCGAAAACGAAAUUCACAUCAAUUUUUCGGCUCCUGUUCAUUUAUCUUCUCUGUUUGUCUCAUACUUUCUCAAGCAACAGCAACCUUCAGCUAUCAUCAAUGUUACAUCAGGUCUCGCAUUCGUUCCUCCAGCGUUCGCUCCCGCGUACGGAGCAACUAAAGCCGCUCUACACAGUUUCACUAUGAGUAUAAGAUUCGAUUUAGCUAAUACACCUGUUCAAGUGAUCGAAAUAUCUCCUCCAGCUGUCAAAACAAAUCUUGGUGGUUCCCAUGAUUUCGGCGAAGAUCUCGAUGAAUUUUGUGAUCACGUAUUUGGAAGAAUGAAACAAGGCGAGCAGGAAAUUGGAUAUAAAAUGUCUGAAGAAGCUCGACUAUCUUCACGCGAAAAGCUCGAUCAAAUGUUUCACGGUGUAAAUAAUCAUCUCAAGAAGGUCCUUGCGGAGAUGAAAAAACACUAA
Messenger RNA from Didymodactylos carnosus, 917 nucleotides. NCBI's taxonomy places the organism in Eukaryota, Metazoa, Rotifera, Eurotatoria, Philodinida, Philodinidae. The record is from the annotation of a GenBank genome assembly.